Zingiber officinale is the source of this 1142-nucleotide messenger RNA. Its product is annotated as 3-oxoacyl-[acyl-carrier-protein] reductase FabG-like. The record is from RefSeq and is a predicted model, not a curated record. The coding region runs from base 53 to 877 and encodes 274 amino acids. Lineage: Eukaryota; Viridiplantae; Streptophyta; Magnoliopsida; Zingiberales; Zingiberaceae. The transcript has 3 exons.
CACCAUUUAAAGCUGCGUUUGUUAAUUGCUUUUCCUCUCAAUCACGUUGGCGAUGGGGAGCGGAGGGAAGCUGGAGGGAAAGGUGGUGAUGGUCACCGGUGCCUCGUCGGGCAUUGGCCGCGAACUCUGUCUCAGUCUUGCCAGAGCCGGCUGUCUUGUCGUCGCCGCCGCACGGCGGGCCGACUGCCUCAAGACCCUCUGUGAGGAGAUCACCGCGUCCAGACAGGGAAACCCUACUGCCGCCGCGGCAGUAGUGCUGGACGUUAGCUCCGAGGAGGCGGUCGUCGCGGCCGCUGUGCGGAGGGCGUGGGACGCAUUCGGGCGGAUCGAUGGGUUGGUCAAUAACGCCGGAAUUCGAGGAGGUGUGCAUGCAUCGGUCGAUUGGCCAAAGGAAGAAUGGGACGAAGUCAUCAGAACCAAUCUGACCGGUACAUGGUUAGUUUCUAAACACGUGUGCAGGCUGAUGCGCGACGCCAAGGUGAAAGGAUCCGUCAUCAACGUUUCAUCCAUCAACGGUCUACUAAUUGGCUCUCGUGUUCCAGGAGCGACCGCUUAUGAUGCUUCCAAAACAGCUGUUCAUGCACUCACUCAGACGAUGGCAUUGGAUAUGGGCGGUUACAAUAUUCGGGUGAACGCGAUCGCGCCUGGACUGUUCGAAUCGGAGAUGACAGCUUCCCUAGUGUCGAAGCCAUGGCUGAGUGGAGUGGCAGAGAAAAUAGUCCCGUUGAGAACGUUCGGCAUGAACAUGACAGAUCCAGCAAUAACGAUGCUCGUCCAGUACCUUCUUCAGGAUUCGUCGGACUACAUCACGGGCAAUGUUUUCAUCAUCGAUGGGGGUACCACUCUCCCAGGAGUCCCCAUCUUCUCCUCGCUCUGAUCGAUUAUACACACACACUACUCCAGACUUUCUUCUCCUAAAUUCUUGGAAUAAUUCUCGAUCGCUAUAUAGCUACUACGUACAUCAUAAUCUCCAAUAUUAUAAUAUAAUGGUGCAUGCGUGACGACACGAUGCAUGGGUCGGUUUCAAUAAGCUAGCACACUUGUAUGCCAAACUGGAUCUGGACUUCUGUAUUCAGCAGCAUAUAUAGUGCCAUAUCUUUGUUGCUGAUUCUUAAUUUGUGCCGUCACUGCUGCAGUUUCGU